AUGCCAUGUUUAAAAUGGCAAAAACAACAUUGUAAAGAUUUAGCAAAGAAAAGAAAACUCGAAAGUAAGAAAAGUUAUGAUAUCUCCAAUGAUAUUUUAAAUUCAGAUGAUGAAGAUAGCACAGAGGAUGAAAUUGAAUGGAUUGAUGAUCAAAUUGAGAAUGAGGCAGAAUGCCUUUUUUCAGUUUUAAUCAAAAAUAUAAAGGUGUUAAACUUAUCCAACUCUGGUAGUGGUUCUGGUGGUAGUUUUAGUGGUGAUUCUGUUGGUAGCUCUAAUGAUAAUUCUGAUGAUAAUUCUGGUGGUUAUUCUAGUAGUAGAUUAGGCAGUAAUCCUAAUAUUAAUUCUGAUAUCAGUUCAUAUGAUAAUUUGGGUGAUAUAAAAAAUAUACAAGCAUUUAUUGAUACAAUUGAAAACAAAUUAAAAUCUGAAAAUGAGCACUUAACUUCAGAAUAUAAAAUCUGA
Messenger RNA from Funneliformis caledonium, 462 nucleotides. The record is from the annotation of a GenBank genome assembly. Lineage: Eukaryota; Fungi; Glomeromycota; Glomeromycetes; Glomerales; Glomeraceae.